AUGUGUUGCGGUGAUACUCAUAGUUUGCAGAAAUGUCGCCAGGAGUGCAAGAAGUCCUGCCCCGUCGUCCGUACCGGAAAGCUCUGUAUUGAAGUGAGCCCCGAGUCCAAGAUCGCCUUCAUUUCGGAACGCCUUUGCAUUGGUUGCGGUAUCUGUCCCAAGAAAUGUCCGUUCGGCGCUAUCCAUAUCAUCAACUUGCCUACCAACUUGGAGACCGAGGUCACCCACCGGUACUCGGCCAACAGUUUUAAGCUCCACCGUCUUCCCAUGCCCCGUCCUGGUCAGGUUCUUGGUCUUGUUGGAACCAACGGUAUCGGAAAGAGUACGGCGUUGAAGAUUCUGAGUGGAAAGUUGAAGCCCAACUUGGGACGCUAUGAGAACCCUCCGGACUGGGAAGAGAUUCUGAAGUACUUCCGUGGUUCUGAGCUGCAGAACUACUUUACCAAGGUGCUCGAGGACAACCUGAAGGCUGUCGUUAAGCCUCAGUAUGUCGACCAGAUUCCGAGAGCUGUCAGGGGCCCCGUCAAGGGUGUCAAGGACUUGAUCAAGGCUCGGACUCAGUUGGACAACUUAGACCACGUCAUGGACAUCCUUGAGCUUCACCAGGUUGCCAGCCGUGACAUCGACCAGCUCUCUGGAGGAGAAUUGCAACGUUUUGCCAUUGGUAUGGUCUGUGUCCAGAAGGCCGAUGUUUACAUGUUUGACGAGCCCUCGUCUUACCUCGAUGUCAAGCAACGUUUGGCCGCUGCCCGCUCGAUCCGUGAGCUGCUCCGCCCCGAUGACUAUGUCAUCGUUGUUGAGCACGACUUGUCCGUGCUAGACUAUCUCUCCGACUUCAUCUGUGUGCUUUACGGAAAGCCCGCGCUUUAUGGUGUUGUCACCCUCCCUGCUUCCGUCCGUGAAGGUAUCAACAUUUUCUUGGAUGGUCACAUUCCGACCGAGAACUUGCGAUUCCGUGAGGAGUCCCUCUCUUUCCGUCUCACUGAGGCUGGUGACGACUUCCUGGCCGACAAGGGACGUGCCUUCACUUACCCCAGCAUGACCAAGACCCUGGGCAACUUCAAGCUGCGCAUUGACGGCGGUCAGUUCACCGACUCUGAGAUUAUUGUCAUGAUGGGUGAGAACGGAACUGGAAAGACCACCUUCUGUAAGAUGCUUGCUGGUGCUGAGAAGCCGGACGGCGAGGCUUCUAUUCCCCGCAUGCACAUCAGUAUGAAGCCCCAGAAGAUCACUCCCAAGUUCCAGGGUACCGUGCGCCAGCUCUUCUUCAAGAAGAUCAAGGCUGCUUUCUUGUCGCCGCAGUUCCAGACCGAUGUCUACAAGCCGCUCAGGAUCGACGAUUUCAUCGACCAGGAAGUCCAGAACCUCUCUGGUGGUGAACUUCAGCGUGUCGCUAUCGUCUUGGCUCUUGGUAUGCCGGCCGACAUCUAUCUGAUUGACGAGCCUAGUGCGUACCUGGAUUCCGAGCAGCGUAUCGUGGCCUCUCGUGUCAUCAAGCGUUUCAUCAUGCACGCCAAGAAGACCGCCUUUAUUGUCGAGCACGACUUUAUCAUGGCCACUUACCUUGCUGACCGUGUUAUUGUCUUCGAUGGCAAGCCGUCCGUUGACGCUCACGCCAACUCUCCCGAGUCCUUGGUCACUGGCUGCAACAGUUUCCUGCGCAGCUUGGAUGUCACUUUCCGCCGUGACCCCAACAGUUACCGUCCCCGUAUCAACAAGUACCAGUCCCAGAUGGACCAGGAGCAGAAGUUGCAUGGUAACUACUACUUCUUGGAAGAAGAGAGCUGA
Messenger RNA from Aspergillus chevalieri, 1788 nucleotides. It is a transcript of the gene RLI1, whose product is annotated as Fe-S cluster-binding ribosome biosynthesis protein. Lineage: Eukaryota; Fungi; Ascomycota; Eurotiomycetes; Eurotiales; Aspergillaceae. Gene Ontology annotation, biological process: ribosomal subunit export from nucleus; translational initiation; translational termination. The record is from RefSeq and is a predicted model, not a curated record. The transcript is spliced from 5 exons. Bases 1 to 1788 code for a protein of 595 amino acids. Gene Ontology annotation, molecular function: iron ion binding; ATP hydrolysis activity; ATP binding.